Letharia lupina is the source of this 174-nucleotide messenger RNA. RefSeq lists its product as uncharacterized. Lineage: Eukaryota; Fungi; Ascomycota; Lecanoromycetes; Lecanorales; Parmeliaceae. The coding region runs from base 1 to 174 and encodes 57 amino acids. The transcript has 2 exons. The record is from RefSeq and is a predicted model, not a curated record.
AUGAUUGGCGGCACACCCGUAGAAUUCAACGACGUCCAAUUCGAAGCCCAAACAUCACCAGACCCCAACGGCCCAUUGAGCAGACACUUCGUCAUCAUGAAGUUCCCUCCAGCGUUAAUCUUCGCCCAGCUUGUCCCGCCCAGAGCAUUGAUAGAGCCAUAUCCUGAAGCAUAG